UUCUAGAGCAUGCCUGGGCAGGCCCUUUCCCCUGCUCCAGAUCAGCGAGCGGCCAUGGCCGGCUCCUACCCCCGCCAAGGCAAAUCGCGGGGGAGGGCCACCACGCGCCAUGUCCUUCCACCCACGUGAGAGGAAACCAUGGUAGGGUGCUGUAGGUGUCGUGCACCGACCGUGCUGCGACAGGGGAAGGGUACACACGCCGGUGAUGGCGUACCCCCGCGCGCAACUGGCGAGUGGUGGAGCUGGUCUCCGGCUACGGUGGAGUUGCAAGCGGCAAGGGGCAAAGCUGCAACCGGCAAGCGGCGGAGCUGGAACCGGCCUGAGAAGGAGCUGGAAACAUUUGAUUUUUUUGCUGGAAGCAACAUUUUGUUUUGCUCGAACUAGGCUCUUCAGAGCUACGAUGAUGGAACAACACACUUUUUUGCUGGAAGUCAUGUUUCUUUUUGCUGGAAGCGUCACUUUGGAUUGCUACUGUCGAUGCAUCACGACGAGCGGCAGAGCUUCAUAUCUGCAAUGGGGACAAGAGAAAAGCUACGACAGUUGAGGGAAAAAGCUACAACCAGUGUUUUUUUGCUGUCACCGAUGUGUGGUUUUCUUUCACUGGGACGUACGACCUGUGGUGGCGGACGGCCGUCGCCGGCAGCACGGUGAUGCCUCGAGCGACGAACCGUCGGGGCGAGAUUCGACGGCGAGCGUCAGGGGCCAGUGUGGCGACCCGCGGCGACGGGCGAGCGCGCGAGGGUGAGUGCUUCGAGGUCGGUUGUGUGCUCGUUCAUGAAGAGUCCGAGUAGGAAGAACGAGCAGGGGGGAGAAACAAGAUCGUGCGGCUACGAAGCGCUUUUAUCGUGCGGUCCUGGUGUGACCGGCCCAAAGUUGGGCCAGCGCGCCGGCGCCUAUUAGCUCCCAUCAAUCAAACAACUUAAAAUCCUCUAGAAUUGAGAUGACCAUCACAUUUCACUCCUAGAUUUUCCCUAUUCCCGUGUAUUUAGAGUCCCGCGAAUCAAAGAGGACCUAGAUGAAGAUAAAACUUAAAGCUCUCCGGUCUUGGUUGAGUCGCCGAGAAGUUUCAUACUUCCUUCGAGAACAAUAAGUAUCGCAGUUUUUAACACCAAGCCCUUUUCAUUCUAUGCUUGUAGCUCCGUGUUCAUCGUACUGAAAUAUGCCAGGGAUAAUGUCUUGUACAGCAAGGAAACAGCGACCCCUCAGAAUUCAGAUACACGAACGAAACCUUGAGAGUACGAGACUCUCGACGUCACGAGCACCCACCGAUCGGCAAGUUCUCGGUGGUGGCCGCGCGGUUCUGCGCGCGGCGCCCGACGGCGUUCACCGUGGCCAAGACCGGCUGGCCGUGGGGCCGCGACCUGACCGUCACGGACGCCAGCGGCGCGGCGGUGAUGCGGGUGGACGGGUCCUUCCUCUUCGGCCGCUCCGUCCUCCUGGACGCCGCGUCGCGCCCCGUGCUCACCGUGCAGCGCCGGCCGUCCCUGUUCGAGGCCCGCCGGACGUGGAAGGCGUUCAAGGGGGACAGCACGAGCUCCGACGACCUGCUCUUCUCCGCCGUCGUGCGGCCUUCGCUGACCAACACGGGGGACAUCCACGUGCACCUCGACGGCGAGAGGCGCCGCGACUUCGUCGGCGUCCGCCCCUGGUACCGCGGGACUGACUGCGCCAUCACCCACGCCGGCGCCACCGUUGCCCAGAUCGAAAGCUCGGGGGGAUUCUUGAGUCCGGCUAAGUAUGACGUCCGUGUCAACGAAGGCGUCGACCAUGCUUUCGUCCUGGGCCUCACCGUGGUUCUGGAGGGUAUACGUCUCGACGACGCCGAACAAGAGAGGUCACGAGCUAGAAAUAAUAAAAGGACUGUGCUAUUUCACGCUCGCUUUCCACUGAUUUUUUUCCUUCUUUCAAAAACCGUAAUAAAUCGCUAA
Molecule: messenger RNA, 1928 nt
Organism: Triticum dicoccoides
Lineage: Eukaryota; Viridiplantae; Streptophyta; Magnoliopsida; Poales; Poaceae
Product: protein LURP-one-related 9-like
Exons: 4
Coding region: 1395-1928 (177 amino acids)
Source: RefSeq, a predicted model, not a curated record